CCUUGAAUUCAUACGAGUUUUCAGAUGCAGCCAGCACUGUGAAUUCAUGGUGGCAAUAUCAGUUUUGUGAUGUUUUCAUUGAAGCAAUCAAGCCCUACUUUGCUGGAGAUUCUCUGGCAUUUUUCCUCUGAAAGGAGAUAUGCAAAAGAUGCUCUUUGGCUGUGUCUUGAAACUGGUCCACGCUUGCUUCAUCCUUUUAUGCCAUUUCUUACUGAAGAAUUGUGGCAGCGCCUACCUGGCGCAAGGGACCUUGCAAGAAAAGAGUCCAUAAUGAUAUGCGAGUAUCCAUCACCUGUAGAGAGUUGGUCAGAUGACAGGGUUAAACAGGAUAUGGAUCGUGUAGAGUCAACUGUGAGAAGUCUCAGGUCACUCAGGGCAGAGCUGCAUGCUAAGCGGAAAAAUGAAAGGUAAGUGAAUGUAACAUUUUCUUUUGUCAUUCUGGUUUGGGUAUAAUUUCAAUCACUGGUCUAAACAGCAGUCAUGUUAUCAAUGGCAUCUAGAUUUUAAUAAUUGUUCUUCUCCAGGUUGCCUGCUUUUGCUUUGUGUCAAACUGAUGCUGUAGCUGAAACCAUUAGAAGUCACAAAUUAGAGAUCUUAACUCUAGCCACUCUUAUCAUCUUUAGAGGUAUGACAUUUUUUUGGUUAGUUGUAUCUUUUAAUUACUUGGUCAAACCGGUAAAAAUAAGAUAAAUGGUAAUAG
Rubroshorea leprosula is the source of this 700-nucleotide messenger RNA. The record is from the annotation of a GenBank genome assembly. NCBI's taxonomy places the organism in Eukaryota, Viridiplantae, Streptophyta, Magnoliopsida, Malvales, Dipterocarpaceae.